AUGCUCGCCGCCGAGUCAGCUCCCUCCUCUUUGGAUUUUGAGCGCCAGUCCUCUCCCUCGAUAGCUGCCUCGUCGCUUGCAGAAAACGAGGAUGAGAGUCAAGCUCUUGAAUGGCAUGCUGUCGCUUCAUGGACUUGGGAUGCCCAGGAUGAAACGUGUGGAAUUUGUAGGAUGGCCUUCGAUGGCUGUUGCCCUGACUGUAAACUCCCUGGGGAUGAUUGUCCACUGAUAUGGGGUGCAUGCAAUCAUGCUUUCCAUCUUCACUGCAUCUUGAAGUGGGUGAACUCACAGACUUCUCAGGCACAUUGCCCCAUGUGUCGGAGGGAAUGGCAAUUUAAAGAAUGACAUGUCAAAACUCACAAAUCCUCCCAUCUUUAUUGCAUCUUGAAAUGGGUGAAGACACAGACAUCGCGCCCCAUGAGUUACGAAGAACAGCAAUUUAUGGAAUUACAAGCCAAAGUGUAUGAAAUCCUCCAACUCUUCCUCCUUUGAGCUUGAGUGUUUUUUAAUUCAGCGAAAGGUAUGUGCAGCUGAUUUGUGAAGAAUGAUGUCACUUUGGAUAAAUGUUAAUGUGAAUGGCCAACAUUACUUGGUGUUUGGCCCUACCCACUAUGUGAAUGGCCUUAUUGUCAUGAAUGUCUGAUUUAUAAGUGUGGCAAUGUAAUCUUUAUAUAUGCAUGAAUUCAAGGGAUUAUCAUGAUA
This is a messenger RNA of Eucalyptus grandis, 702 nucleotides long. Its product is annotated as anaphase-promoting complex subunit 11. Gene Ontology annotation, biological process: protein ubiquitination; positive regulation of mitotic metaphase/anaphase transition; anaphase-promoting complex-dependent catabolic process. Gene Ontology annotation, cellular component: nucleus; anaphase-promoting complex. Gene Ontology annotation, molecular function: zinc ion binding; ubiquitin protein ligase activity; cullin family protein binding. The transcript is spliced from 5 exons. The record is from RefSeq and is a predicted model, not a curated record. NCBI's taxonomy places the organism in Eukaryota, Viridiplantae, Streptophyta, Magnoliopsida, Myrtales, Myrtaceae. Bases 1 to 345 code for a protein of 114 amino acids.